Melanotaenia boesemani (Boeseman's rainbowfish) is the source of this 3457-nucleotide messenger RNA. It is a transcript of the gene avpr1aa, whose product is annotated as arginine vasopressin receptor 1Aa. NCBI's taxonomy places the organism in Eukaryota, Metazoa, Chordata, Actinopteri, Atheriniformes, Melanotaeniidae. Bases 139 to 1374 code for a protein of 411 amino acids. Gene Ontology annotation, cellular component: membrane. The record is from RefSeq and is a predicted model, not a curated record. The transcript has 2 exons. Gene Ontology annotation, biological process: regulation of systemic arterial blood pressure by vasopressin; positive regulation of vasoconstriction; G protein-coupled receptor signaling pathway. Gene Ontology annotation, molecular function: vasopressin receptor activity; peptide binding.
AAGCCACCACGGCAGCCACGAGUCACAGAGCAGCGUGUUCCUCUCUGGAAGCAUCAGGUAGUUCCAUAUACGGAUUAAGGAGGCACUUCACAGCCCCUCUGGCUCUUUAUCUAUUAGGGCGCACAGAGGGGCAGUGCCAUGUACACUCUUGACAAUGCGCUCCUCCUGAGCGAAGAGAAUCAGUCUCUGGGUUUCGAUCUGACUAAUGAUCUAAUUAUGGGGAAGCCUGGGAACAACAGCACCGUCCAUCCGAACGGAUCCGAUCCAUUUGCGAGAAAUGAAGAGUUGGCCCAAAUAGAGAUUAUGGUCCUGAGCAUCACCUUUGUGGUUGCUGUGAUUGGAAACGUGAGCGUCCUGUUGGCGAUUUACAAUACCAAGAAGAAGAUGUCGCGAAUGCACCUUUUUAUUAAACAUCUCAGCCUGGCUGACCUUGUAGUCGCCUUCUUCCAGGUGCUGCCGCAGCUCUGCUGGAAGAUCACUUUCCGCUUCUACGGUCCAGACUUUCUCUGCAGGGUAGUGACGCACCUCCAGGUGAUGGGAAUGUUUGCGUCCACUUACAUGAUGGUGAUGAUGACCCUGGACCGUUACAUUGCCAUCUGCCACCCACUGAAAACUCUCCAGCAGCCCACCAAGCGCUCCUACAUCAUGAUCAUCUCCACGUGGGUAUGCAGCUUGGUGCUCAGCACUCCGCAGUACUUCAUCUUCUCCCUUAGUAAAAUCCAUAACGGCUCGGACGUGGACGAUUGCCGGUCGUACUUUAUCGAGCCAUGGGGUGCCAAGGCCUACAUCACCUGGAUAACUGUGGGCAUCUUCCUCGUGCCUGUGGUCAUUCUCAUGAUGUGUUAUGGUUUCAUCUGCCACAGUAUAUGGAAAAAUAUCAAGUACAAGAAAAGAAGAACGACGGCUGGUGCUGCGUGGAGGAACGGGCUGAUUGGAAAAAACUCUGUCAGUAGCGUCGCAACUAUAUCAAGAGCCAAACUGAGGACCGUAAAAAUGACUUUUGUGAUUGUUUUGGCGUACGUUAUUUGCUGGACACCCUUUUUCACUGUGCAGAUGUGGUCCGUGUGGGAUGCAGACUUUCAGUGGGAUGAUUCUGAGAACACAGUAGUGACUCUGUCUGCGCUCCUUGCCAGUCUCAACAGCUGCUGUAACCCCUGGAUAUACAUGAUCUUCAGUGGUCACCUCCUCCAGGAUUUUGUGCGCUGCUUCUCCUGUUGCCUCAAAAUGAAUGCUGACUUCAAAAAAGAGGACUCAGACAGCAGCAUCCGCAGGACGACACUCCUGACCAAGAUGACCAAUCGGAGCCCAACAGGGAGCACAGGCAACUGGAAAGAGCUGGACAAUUCUCCCAAGAUUUCAGCUCAGGCAGAAUAAACAGCCGGUGGCAUCAAUAUGCACAAAAAGUGUUCGCUCAUCCUUGAUCAUGCUUGAUAGGGGCUCAAAUGCCCCCCUUCAAAAAUUAUUAAAAGAUCAAGAGAAAAAUGAGUUUUUUUGCAUGUAACACAUAACACAUCAAAAGGAUGUUGAGUGGAUUGUAUAUCUGUAAAAUUUGAGAAAUGACCAAAAAAAAAAAAAAUCACUAUAUCUUUUUGGCUGGAUUCCAUGUGCGUAUGUACCAUUUUUCACUUAAAGUCAACAAAAAUGCCAGAAUAGCACAGUGUUAAACAAUGUUAAGCAACAAAAUGUAUGUCCAAAGUCAAAUUUUCAUUUGAAUUUAGUCAUAAUUCUUCAAAAUUCAAGCAUGAAAAAGCUUAAAGCUCUCAAGCAGUUGAGAUUUUCAGACACCUCAUAACAAUUUCCAGGAAUCCUGACACUUUUACCAGUGGUUUUGUCUCCCCGCAGUGCCGCCAAACACCCCUUCACUGUUUGAGUGUUGAAGUUAAAACUUGCUGCAACCUCAAAGUGCAUGGUGAUAAAACUGACACUUCCAGACCACUCGCCUCUAAGUAACCAAGGCAGACACAUCAUUCUUUGUGUUUGGAUUUCUAUAAAGGAUUUUUUUAAACACAUUUCAGUGACUAAUGUAAAACAUUACAACAGAAAAAAGAUGGAAAUUAAGGAUGGAUAUGGGGUUGUAUGUUUGUCUGUAUCCAAACUUUUAGAAUUUGUCCAUGAAGUUGUAUGUUGCAGCAAUCAGUCUUUUAUGUGCAUCACCAAAUUCUAGCUUUUCAUUUCAACUCAGCAGCUGUAAAUAGCAUUGCUCAACACACACACAGAUGGUGGACAGGAAGGUUUGAUGAGGUGAGACUGACCACUGUUGGAUGAGCCUUCCCACAGACUGAUCCCAUGGCUUUCACAGAAUGUUGGGGAGAAGCUCAAACAUUCCACACCAAAUACGUCAGUGUACUUCCUGAUAUUUUUUUGACAUCCUGCGCUAUUGGGGGCUUUGUGUUUUGGCUUCAUUGGCACUCAAGACAAAAACCAUUUCCUGCACAUUAAUGUGAUGUGCUGCACUAUAAUGGUUGUCAGACCAUGAGGAGAGGCCCAAAAAAGAAUAUGAGUAUUGUUGCAAGACUGUAUAUAGGCAGUAUCGUGCGUGGACUUGUAAUGUGUUCUGUGAACCAAUGUAUUUAAUGCUUCUUUUUUUAAUCAAAGUGUAUAGUAUAUUUGUACAUAAAAGGCAGGUAAAUAUCUAUAAAUAGGAGUAAUAUAUGUAAAUGUGUGCAUUAUGUCUUAUCUAGUUGCUUGUGCUCAUUGAGAAUAACCAAAAUAUCCUUCAAAUGUGUUGAAAAAUAUACAGUGUUGCACCGAAUGCUAAUGAGUUUGUCGCCUAUUUUCCCAGUCAAGACAUAUCUUUGUUUUUUUUGUUUUUUUUAUGUUUAUGAAGUUGUUGUGCAACCACAUAAAAAUGUAUGUUAUUUUUAGCCAUUUUCUUGAUAUAUAUCUCAAGCCAAUCUAAGCACCUAAAGCUUGCCAAGCUCUCAGAUUAUGCAACCUUUCAAAUGAAAAUAAUAUGAGUAGAAAGUUGUGUUAAAAAUGGGCUUUUUGUCAACAAGCUGUCACUGGCAACAAGAUCUCAAAAUAGUCUACAGUUACAGAUUAGCUGCUCUUAAUGUUGAUGUUCCUAUGAGACUGUUAGUAUGGUGCAAAAUAAUGAUAAAUCAUCACAAUAAAGGGUUAGUUUUAGCCACACUGCCAAAAACAAAUAGGUUUGGUUUGACUUGUAUUGGCUUUACCAGAUUUUGAGAAAUUUCUGGGUUCUUUAGAGAACAGAACAGCAGAAUACUGACCUAUUUGUUUGAUAACAUUUUUACAUUUUUAAAAUAAAAAGAAAAUACUUUACUCUUGUACAAAAGAGACAUAGAUGAGGGGCUCAAAAACCAUUAUCUAGGCAAUGUACAGCAAACACACCUGAUGCUAAUGCCAGCAGCUAGAUAGCUUAGCUUAGCUUAGCUCAGCUUAGCUUACUUUAACACUGUUGAAAGUUUGUCAAGAGGUUAAAACCACUGACUACCGG